AAUACCAGGAUUCGUUUGUCAUAGCAAGGAGGUCUGUCUCGGCAGAGCAGUUGCGAGAUAUCCACUUGAAAGUUGAAAUUAUGAAAUUUCAGCCUCAGGAAAUCAGAGCCCUCUAAAUUCGUCUGAAAUUUACAGAAAAGAGAUAUUUAAAUUUUAAAGACAAUGGAAAAUGUUAACCUGAAUGCGAUUGAGGAAGCAGCACAGAGGGUCAAAGGUCAUAUUCAUGUGACACCGGUAAUGACCUGUGGAAUGCUCAACAACAUGGCUCCAGGAAGAAAUCUCUUUUUCAAAUGUGAGCUACUCCAGAAGACCGGUUCUUUUAAGAUUCGUGGUGCUUUGAACGCAGUAACCAAGCUUGUCGAGGGCUUACCUGAGGGACACGAGAAGCCAAAAGUAGUUACUCAUAGCUCAGGAAACUUUGGUCAAGCUUUGGCCUAUGCUGCCCAGCUCAGGGACCUGGGGGCGUAUGUGGUGAUGCCGGAGACCGCUCCAAAGUGUAAGGUCAAUGCUGUGAAGGGGUAUGGAGCUGAAGUCAUCACAUGUAAACCUACAGAAGAGUCGAGAAGAACAACAGGUGAGGAAGUCCAGAGGAGAACAGGUGCUCAUUUCUUUUCACCAUCACAGACAUAUGACGUCAUAGCAGGGCAAGGUACCAUCGGUCUAGAGCUACUUGAUCAGAUACCAGAUCUGGAUGCUGUCAUUGUACCAGUGGGAGGAGGAGGAAUGAUUUCUGGUAUUGCAACUGCCUUGAAGAGCAAGAAUCCAGCAAUCAAAGUCUAUGCAGCUGAACCAGAAAAUGCAGAUGACUGUUUCCAAUCAUUCCAAGCAAAGAAACUCAUCCCUCUACCGCCGGGUCCUGUGCAUACGGUAGCUGAUGGUUUGAGAGUUUCCAUCGGAGAGUCCACUUGGCCAAUCAUUGAGAAGCAUGUUGAUGAUGUCAUCACAGUCACAGAAAAUGAGAUUAAGGAUGCAACUCGUCAUAUAUGGCAGCUGAUGAAGCUCUUCAUCGAGCCGUCUGCUGGGGUGGGCAUCGCUGCAGCUCUCAGUCAAAAGUUCUCUCUCAAGUCUCAGGAUUUAAAGAAUGUUGCUGUAAUCCUAUGCGGUGGCAAUGUGGACAUAGACUCGGUUAAACAUUGGUUAUGACUUAUGAGAACUACAAUGCCUCGUGGGCUGAGAGAAAUUCAGGAAAAUGAUAGUGGAAUUAAUCAGAAUUAACAUUGGAAACAUGUUUAAUUCUCAUGCAGGGAAGAAUGGAACAUGAUUUUAUGAUCAAGGAAAGUCCUGAAAAUGAGGGCAGCUGUUUAUUUCCAUGGUGAGGUUGUCUCAAGAAUCCUUUGUGGAAUGAAGGCAACAUAAGAGAAGCGUUAUGAAAUUUGGAUCACAAUGAAGGAGUUUGCAAGAAUCUUAAGUCAAUUUAAAGGAGACUUAAACAGAAUUAAAAAGAAGAAGAAGAAGAGUGCAGGGUCUAAGAGGUACAGCAAAGAGGACUUUGGGCACAAAGAACCUCCUACCAUGCUGCUCGUGUUGUUCUUCGAGCUAGGAGACAGGAUCAUGCAUCACCCCACUUAGACAACUUCAUUGGCUACCGGUCGAAAAAAGAAUAAUAUACAAAACCGCACUGUUUGUUUACAAAUGUACACAUAAUGUUGCACCUGAA
Molecule: messenger RNA, 1657 nt
Organism: Strongylocentrotus purpuratus (purple sea urchin)
Lineage: Eukaryota; Metazoa; Echinodermata; Echinoidea; Camarodonta; Strongylocentrotidae
Gene: srr
Product: serine racemase
Exons: 7
Coding region: 163-1143 (326 amino acids)
Biological process (GO): pyruvate biosynthetic process; D-serine biosynthetic process; L-serine metabolic process
Molecular function (GO): pyridoxal phosphate binding; ATP binding; threonine racemase activity
Source: RefSeq, a predicted model, not a curated record